CACCAGCCUUUCCCAUCGCUGCGUCAGAAAACGCAGAUGGUUGUUUAAUAUCUUUUAGUAAUAUUUAAAUGUUUUGAAGCAGAAAUGUCCAUGUCGAAGUACGAUCUUACGCCCAAGAUAGGCCCAUACUUGGACCGUCAUCUCGUGUUUCCCCAUCUCGAGUUUUUAUCCGCGAAAAAGAUAUACGACGAGAAUGAGUUGCUCAUAUCAAAGCAGGAAAUUCUUAGCAAAACCAACAUGAUUGAUUAUGCUAUUGACAUCAGGAAACUUUUGUACAAAGAUGAUGAAGUUAUGGAGAGCUUGAAGUCUAGACGUGCUCAUGUUGUAGCUCAGCUGCACGAACUGCAGAUGGAAGUGGAGCCCAUUCUUAAAAUCAUGGGUAACGAUGAUGUUAUGAAGAACAUGGAAAACAUGAGGGAUUCUAAGGCUUUAAUCAACUUCUUGUCUAAAGAUUAUGAUUUUGACAUUGAGAAGAUGGACAGUUUGUACAAGUUGGCCAAAUACAGGUACGAGUGUGGUAACUAUUCGAUCGCCACGUCGUAUUUGUACUUCUGCAUGUUAGUGCUUCCUCAAAAUGACAAAAACUACCUUAGCGUAUUGUGGGGUAAACUGGCCUCCGAGAUCCUGGUGCAAAACUGGGAAUCCGCUCUGGAGGACUUGAACAGGCUGAGGGAGUACAUCGACUCAAGCCCGAACCAGUUCGGCGGGAACAACUUGCAUUUGCUUCAACAGCGCACCUGGUUGAUUCACUGGUCUCUGUUCGUGUUCUUCAACCACGCCAUGGGUCGUGAGUUGAUCAUCGAUAUGUUCUUGUACAAGCCGCUUUACUUGAACGCCAUUCAAACGAUGUGCCCGCACAUCUUAAGGUACUUGGCGACAGCCGUCAUCAUCAACAGGGGCAGGAGGUCCGCUCUGAAGGAUCUCAUCAAGGUCAUCCAACAGGAAAGCUACACUUACCGCGAUCCCAUCAUCGAGUUCUUGGAGCAUCUGUACGUGAACUUCGAUUUUGACGGAGCUCGUCAGAAAUUGCACGAGUGCCAGACCGUUCUCUCCAACGACUUCUUCUUGAUCUCCUGCUUGGAGGAGUUCGUAGAGAACGCUCGUCUCAUGAUCUUCGAAACCUUCUGCCGCAUCCACCAGUGCAUCAGCAUUGGUAUGUUGGCCGAGAAGCUGAACAUGAAUCCUGACGAAGCUGAAUGCUGGAUCGUCAACUUGAUCAGGAACGCUAGGCUUGACGCCAAGAUUGACUCGAAGCUCGGACACGUCGUCAUGGGUGCACAACCGUUGUCUCCUUACCAACAGCUCAUCGAGAAGAUUGAUUCGUUAUCUGUACGUUCGGAGACCCUCAGCGGUCUCAUCGAUAGGAAAAUUAAGGCAAGAACUGACAUUCGUUGGGGAAACCAAGAGUUUUAGCGGUUAAGUAAAAGUUGCAAUUUUCUACAGCUGAGUGAAAUUGUAUAUAAACUAAUAAACAAAAGUUUCUAUAA
Messenger RNA from Nicrophorus vespilloides, 1487 nucleotides. Its product is annotated as eukaryotic translation initiation factor 3 subunit E-like. Gene Ontology annotation, cellular component: nucleus; cytoplasm; eukaryotic translation initiation factor 3 complex. Gene Ontology annotation, biological process: translational initiation. NCBI's taxonomy places the organism in Eukaryota, Metazoa, Arthropoda, Insecta, Coleoptera, Silphidae. Gene Ontology annotation, molecular function: translation initiation factor activity. The coding region runs from base 85 to 1413 and encodes 442 amino acids. The record is from RefSeq and is a predicted model, not a curated record. The transcript is spliced from 4 exons.